GUGGAAGAUAUAAACGAGACCUCGGAAGAAGGCCGCUGAAGAAGUCGAGAUCGCGUUCUGUGCCAUCAAUCGCUUUGAAAAUACGCGCGUUUUUCGGUGGUUAGCAACUUUGCCGUUUGAUACUUUACGAUUGCGCCAGUAUGAAGACAUCUACAUUAGCAGUGGCGUGGCUCUGGAUGGGGCUGGUGGCGGCGUUUGGAGGCAGCGAGGACCGAUUCAUCAAGAAAUACGCCAUGAUGAAGAUAUACGAGAGCUGUUUUGGCCCGGAAGUCGUGCGCCAGAUUCGCAAGGAAAUGAAAGCGGCCUGUUUGAAGUGCGCCACCUAUGAAGCGCCUGCAGCCCCAGCUACAACUGCUGCGCCUCCCCAGCCUUCUUCUACUGAAGAUCCUGGGCAAGCCGACGCCAAUUUGCCUGCGGCAAACCCCGCCUACAGCGGCAACGCCCAGGGAAUCGACGUGGAUAAGCUGCAUCAAGCCAUCAUGGCCUUCAGGCCUGUAAGUCACCCCCAGCCCAGCCAAUCGCUCGCCAGCUCUACUGGGCAUUUCCAGAAUAUGGGGCAACAGCCCUACAGGCCUGCCUCCUACUCCCAGGCGCCCCCUAAUAACUUCUACAGCCCCAUGGCUUUCAGCAAUCCAGGUUUCCAGAACCCGGGCGGCUUCCCCUUCUUUUACCCAGGAUAUCAGCAGAUCCCGUUCUCUCCCUAUGGAGGCUACCCAGUGGUGGGACAACAGUUCUAUGGAAGCGGCACCCGAAUGUCUAGGGAUAUGGACAUUAGGGGCCAGAUUGAGGCAAUUACUUCAAAGAUGAGCGGCAAAGUGCGCAAUGUGACCUGCGUGAUGCAGGAACUCGGAUAUUUGGACGCCAAUCUGGAACCGAACUUUGAGAAGAUCAGCGAGAGGAUCGGCAAUCUGCCAGUGGAUGAGGAACUGAGGCGUGAUAUGCAGGAUGGUGUUUCUUUCUGCCAACAGUUCUCUCAAUGCGUGCCGGAAGUGAAGAAGGAAAAGUCCCCAUUGAGCCGCGAGCUGAUCCGGCCGAUGUUCUUCUUCAAGUGCUACAAGCACAAGAAGCUGGAAGCCUGCAUUAUGCGGGACGUGAGGGAAAAGUACGCGGGAGUGACUGAGGACGACUUUGAGGGAGGCGACAUGGAGUUGAGGCGCACCGGGCGUCAUGGAAAGGCCGCCAGUCUUGGAACGGACGAGGAGAGCGAAGUGGAUAACUUGGCAGCUUCCAUGUACGAGUUCCUCUACGCUAGUGACAGUGGCUUUGAUGUGGAUGGCAUUUUGUAAGCUCUUCAGCUGCAUUUCCCUUGGACUUUUGCAAUGGAACAGUACGGGAUUUUGUACAGUUUUAUUGUGAAAAUUCGAUGAUGUUCGUUCUUAUUUAUUCAAAUAAAGGAGUGUGUGGAAUAA
Molecule: messenger RNA, 1409 nt
Organism: Dendroctonus ponderosae (mountain pine beetle)
Lineage: Eukaryota; Metazoa; Arthropoda; Insecta; Coleoptera; Curculionidae
Exons: 5
Coding region: 141-1286 (381 amino acids)
Source: RefSeq, a predicted model, not a curated record